AACAUAUUAUUAAUUAGAUUAAAGCUAUUAUAGUUACUGAAACUUAAUAGAAAAGUAAUUUUUUAAGUAUCCAAAAAUAUUUGAUAUGAAUUAAUAGUUACUGUUUUAGAUGCCUAGUACCAUGAAAGAUGAAUCAGAAGCAGAAGGAGAUGAAAUGUCACACAUUAGCAAUGAUAGUAAUGCGACAUCUUCAUCCUCAGAGAGUAGCGAGGAAAAUAGUGAUAGCGAUGAUUCUUCUGAGAUGGAUGAAGAUGAAUGUGAACAACGUAAAAUUGAAUGCUUAGACAAUUUGGUAGACCUAGAAAGACAAUUUUAUCUACUCAGGGAAAAGAUAUAUGAAGAAAAAAUUUCUCAAAUAGAGAAAAAUUUAAUUGAAAUAAGAGCUGAGAAAUCUGAAGAUUAUCUAAAACAUGUUGAGCAUUUAAAAGAAAUUAUGAAAACUAAAGAAGCUGUAGCUGAAGUUUUAAAAAAAUAUAGACUUGACAAUAUAAGCAAUUUAUUUCUAUCAGAAGAAUUAGCUGCAGCACAAAAUUUAGAUAGUGAAAAGGGACUUUUAUGGGAUGAUAUACAAGGUGAUCUUCAAGAAAAAAUUCGUAGAUUAGAAGAAGAUAGAAACAGUAGUGAUAUUCAUACUGAUUUGUGGUUAUACUCUAACGGUAGAAGAAGAAAAAAUAGGUCUCAAAGAAGAAGAGCUGUUGCUGUCACUGGUCCAUAUAUUGUCUACAUGUUAAAUGAUGCUGAAAUUUUAGAAGAUUGGGCUCUUAUUAAAAAAAGUUUAACUACAUUUAAAACGGAAAUACUUUAAAGUAGUUAAAUAUAUAAAGUUGAACUGUGAGAUUAUAUAAAAGAAUGUAAUGUUACUUGAAAUA
Ceratosolen solmsi marchali is the source of this 869-nucleotide messenger RNA. Its product is annotated as breast cancer metastasis-suppressor 1-like protein. The transcript is spliced from 3 exons. The coding region runs from base 110 to 805 and encodes 231 amino acids. Lineage: Eukaryota; Metazoa; Arthropoda; Insecta; Hymenoptera; Agaonidae. The record is from RefSeq and is a predicted model, not a curated record.